Piliocolobus tephrosceles (Ugandan red Colobus) is the source of this 3054-nucleotide messenger RNA. It is a transcript of the gene MTMR2, whose product is annotated as myotubularin related protein 2. The record is from RefSeq and is a predicted model, not a curated record. The transcript has 13 exons. Gene Ontology annotation, cellular component: membrane; cytoplasm. NCBI's taxonomy places the organism in Eukaryota, Metazoa, Chordata, Mammalia, Primates, Cercopithecidae. The coding region runs from base 254 to 1900 and encodes 548 amino acids. Gene Ontology annotation, molecular function: phosphatidylinositol-3-phosphate phosphatase activity; phosphatidylinositol-3,5-bisphosphate 3-phosphatase activity. Gene Ontology annotation, biological process: phosphatidylinositol dephosphorylation.
GAGGUCGCGCGGCCGGACACAGCGAGCACGGCGCGUCGGUGGCGGCAUCUGAGCGGGCGCAGUGGGGUCUUCCCGCGGCCCAGCAGCCCACGGGCGCGGUGCACUCUGGGGGAACAUGGCCGCUUCCGGUCUCCCUCCCGGGUCGGCGCUGGCCUGACUGCGGCCCCUGCCCGCAGCACUCCGCCCUCCGCUUCUCCCGCCCUGUGGCCGCGAAGACCGCUUCAGCCUUUCCCUCUGCUGCCCCUGCCGCGCCAUGGAGAAGAGCUCGAGCUGCGAGAGUCUUGGCUCCCAGCCGGCGGCGGCUCGGCCGCCCAGCGUGGACUCCUUGUCCAGUGCCUCCACUUCUCAUUCAGAGAAUUCAGUGCAUACAAAAUCAGCUUCUGUUGUGUCAUCAGAUUCCAUUUCAACUUCUGCUGACAAGUUUUCUCCUGAUUUGAGGGUCCUGAGGGAGUCUAACAAGUUAGCAGAAAUGGAAGAACCACCCUUGCUUCCAGGAGAAAAUAUUAAAGACAUGGCCAAAGAUGUAACUUAUAUAUGUCCAUUCACCGGUGCUGUACGAGGAACUCUGACUGUCACAAAUUAUAGGUUAUAUUUCAAAAGCAUGGAACGGGAUCCCCCAUUUGUUUUAGAUGCUUCCCUUGGUGUGAUAAGUAGAGUAGAAAAAAUUGGUGGUGCUUCUAGUCGAGGUGAAAAUUCUUAUGGACUAGAAACUGUGUGUAAGGAUAUUAGGAGUUUACGAUUUGCUCAUAAACCUGAGGGGCGGACAAGAAGAUCCAUAUUUGAGAAUCUAAUGAAAUAUGCAUUUCCUGUCUCUAAUAACCUGCCUCUUUUUGCUUUUGAAUACAAAGAAGUAUUCCCUGAAAACGGAUGGAAGCUAUAUGACCCUCUUUUAGAGUAUAGAAGGCAGGGAAUUCCAAAUGAAAGCUGGAGAAUAACAAAGAUAAAUGAACGAUACGAACUUUGUGAUACAUACCCUGCCCUCCUGGUUGUGCCAGCAAAUAUUCCUGACGAAGAAUUAAAGAGAGUGGGAUCCUUCAGAUCAAGAGGCCGUAUCCCAGUAAGUAGGAAGUUUGGAGUUUGGAUGAGCCUUUGCAAGUGCUUUUUUACUCAAUGUAAUGCUGAGAUUAAUGAGUGGGAGAAUGGAUUCCUUAUUCUUGCAGGGGCUCUUAGGAUUGCUGACAAGGUAGAAUCAGGGAAGACAUCUGUGGUAGUGCAUUGCAGUGAUGGCUGGGAUCGCACAGCUCAGCUCACUUCCCUUGCCAUGCUAAUGCUGGAUGGAUACUAUCGAACUAUCCGAGGAUUUGAAGUCCUUGUGGAGAAAGAAUGGCUAAGUUUUGGACAUCGAUUUCAACUAAGAGUUGGCCAUGGAGAUAAGAACCAUGCAGAUGCAGACAGAUCGCCUGUUUUUCUUCAGUUUAUUGACUGUGUCUGGCAGAUGACAAGACAGUUUCCUACCGCAUUUGAAUUCAAUGAGUAUUUUCUCAUUACCAUUUUGGACCACCUAUACAGCUGCUUAUUCGGAACAUUCCUCUGUAAUAGUGAACAACAGAGAGGAAAAGAGAAUCUUCCUAAAAGGACUGUGUCACUGUGGUCUUACAUAAAUAGCCAGGUGGAAGACUUCACUAAUCCUCUCUAUGGGAGCUAUUCCAAUCAUGUCCUUUAUCCAGUAGCCAGCAUGCGCCACCUAGAGCUCUGGGUGGGAUAUUACAUAAGGUGGAAUCCACGGAUGAAACCACAGGAACCUAUUCACAACAGAUACAAAGAACUUCUUGCUAAACGAGCAGAGCUUCAGAAAAAAGUAGAGGAACUACAGAGAGAGAUUUCUAACCGAUCAACCUCAUCCUCAGAAAGAGCCAGCUCUCCUGCACAGUGUGUCACUCCUGUCCAAACUGUUGUAUAAAGGACUGUAAGAUCAGGGGCAUCAUUGCUAUACACUCUUGAUUACACUGGCAGCUCUAUGAUGAGUAGAAAGUCUUCUGAAUUUAGAACCCAUCUAUGAGAGAAAGUUCAGUCACUUUAUUUAUUUUAAAUCUCUCUAGGAUGAGUUUAGAACUGUAGCAGUGCAGGUGGCUUAAGUGAAAUAACUCCAUAUGUAAUUACAUGAUUAUGAUACUAAUCUUUUAAGUAUCCAAAGGAUAUUAAAAUACUUCAAUCCUGGAUCCACAGUGGGAACAAGUUUCUAUUAAAAGGCAAAUGCUGUUACAAAUUUUUGGCAUCUGGUAAUAUUAAAACCAUUUUAGAAAUAUACUCUGUGCUCACUGUGCAGAGGAAUAUUAGUUUUCAAACCAAAACUGAAAUUCUGUGGCAUCACAUAUAUUGGGCCUUGAUGUCAUGACAGAUCAAAAUCAUUUGAUAUCCCUUUCUCCAUUCUAGGUUUUUCUUUUUUUCAGUAAUUGAUUUACCUUGAUCACUUUUCAACUUCCAUAUUCUUCAUAUAGUAAAAGGCAAAGUGUUGAAGAUAUUACGGUGUAGUAGUAGUUGAAAAUUAUUGCUGUCAUUGUUUACAUACUUAAGACGUAUUAGCAAGUUGAUCCAAAAUGGGAGGCCUUACAGAUGUGCCUGGGGGAACAUGAAGGGCAGAAAGCAAAGAAUUCCAUGCCCUUCAGAUUAGCCCAAUUACCAGAAGCAUCAUGGAAGAUAUUUUAAAAACUAUUCACUUGUUUUGUGUCUGAACACACAGAAGCUAAUUGGCAAGUUUUUAAGAAGUAUUUAAAAAUCUCUUACUAGGAUUGACAUUUUUUCUGAAGUCUGUAUAAAUAGCUUAUAGUGAGAAGUACUAUGCUCAAAUUUUACAUUUUUCCUUUUGCAAAUUCUAUAAUUUCCACUGAAUAAGUCUACCAAAGAACACACUGCAUGUAAAAGAUGUAUUACAAUCUCAAAGCCAGUAAAAGAAAUCUUGCUUCACUGUUCACCUGCUACAAGUAAGAGUUUGGUGCUGGUAGAAACAUUUGACUUUUAUUCUAUAUAAGAGCCAUAUGUAAUGUACUGUAACAAAGGAGCUUCUUGUCCCUUGGUCUUUUAAUUAAAAGAAAUUCCAACUGACUUUUAAACUUU